GUAGACUCAUCCCUCAUUCCCUCACCUGCAGUUCACCUGCUCACACCUGCAGCUCAUCUCCUGCUCAUCUGCUCUAACCAUGUAUCUCCUCCUGCUCAUCCUCUGCGUCCUGGAGCUGCUCUCUCUCUCCUGUCAGGAAGACGUUCAGGGCCGGAUUAUAGGAGGUUACGCUCCGGCGCCGUAUGCCAUCAAAUACAUCGUCUCCAUCCAGAACAUCGUAGGGCAGCACUUCUGUGGAGGAACUCUGAUCAAUAAGUACUGGGUUCUGACUGCAGCUCACUGUAAUAUCGGUGCUGGAAACAUGAGGAUCGUAGCUGGAGAUUAUUCUCUCAGUGUUUAUGAGGGAACAGAACAAUACAGAACCCCCAGCGCCCUCAUCCCCCACCCACAAUUCAACCAGAACACCAACAACGCCGACAUCAUGCUGAUAAAGCUUCAGUCUCCGGUGAUUGUGAACAGCUACGUCACCACCGCCCCCCUGCCCCGCCAGAACGCCUCCAUCUCAGAGGGGCGAGUGUGCAGCGUGUCCGGGUGGGGGUUCACCACGCCCUCCGGAGGAAUCCCAACCACUCUCAGAACCGUCGCACUUCCUAUAGUGUCUGAAUCCUGGUGUAACAGCACUGACUCGUACAACGGAAACAUUACAGAGCUGAUGAUCUGUGCUGGAUACACCGACGGAGGAAAAGACGCCUGCAGCGGGGACUCUGGAGGACCGCUGGUCUGUGAGGGGCGGGUCUACGGGAUCGUUUCCUGGGGCACCGGCUGUGCGGACGCUCAGUAUCCCGGCGUCUACACCUCCGUCGCCAAGUUCCGCAAGUGGAUAGACGAAACCGUGUUCGGCUUUUAUGGAAACUGUCGCAAAACUUUAUAGACUUUAAAUCUCCUCUAACUGCAUCACUUCUACCCCCCCCCACCAUCACUCUGUACCCUAAACUACCCUUAACCUGAGAAAAACACGCCAAACUUCACUAUUACUCCUCUUAUUAACUCUAAACUUAUUAUUAUUUUCAAAAUGCUAAAUAUAACUUAUGAUAAGUAACGUAAGAAUAUCUCUCUUUUCUCUUUACUCUGAGUGAUGUGCGUUUUUAAUACGUUUAUUUUAUGUUUAAAUAUUUUUGUUGUAUUUGUUUGUCUUUUGUUAAAAUGUGCCAUGUUUUUUUUUUGUUUAGCAAAAUUGCUCAAUAAAAUUAAAUAAUUAUUAAUUCAAUAACGUUUAAUAGGUUACAUGAAGAUCUUUAUAACUAUAAAUCCUGUUAUACACUGAACACAACAAGACGAAAAUUCACACUGGAGAAAAUUUCAUUUUUCUGGAAUUUAGAAUUCGAGCUGUUCAUCUUUAAAAAACACAAAAGGACUCAGAACGUGUUUGAGACUGAAUUAAAUGUAAAACGAGGUUUUUAUUUUAUAUUUUAUUUUUAUAAAGUGAAACUGUGUCUCUAAAAAAACAGCUGCAAUCAAUAAACAAAAUCACUCCUGAAGUAAAAUUUUCACAAUAAAACUAAAUAAAAACUAAACAAUAAAAA
Molecule: messenger RNA, 1523 nt
Organism: Astyanax mexicanus (Mexican tetra)
Lineage: Eukaryota; Metazoa; Chordata; Actinopteri; Characiformes; Acestrorhamphidae
Product: trypsin
Exons: 5
Coding region: 80-871 (263 amino acids)
Biological process (GO): proteolysis
Molecular function (GO): serine-type endopeptidase activity
Source: RefSeq, a predicted model, not a curated record